UAACUUUUUUGGGAAUAACUGUAACAGAAUAAUGUAGAUACGAAUAAGUAUUUAUAUUUAAAAAUAUUUCGUUAAUUUGCGUGAAUCCAUAACAGUUGUCAUUCAAACCGAUACAAUAGUAAUUGAUAUCAAUCCACGUAAGAAAAGAAAGUUACCAGUUAGGUUACUCGUUCCGCUUUAGGUCAAUGGUACGAUCGUUGCGUGCCGGUUACGUUAAGGUCUGACGUUGCCUUCGGACGAGCAAGUAGUUAGUAUUAGCAGUCGAGUCAUCGUGCCGCCAGUCGCCGCGCGCUCCCCGACUGACUGAGUUUUGAUUUAGACGGUGGCCAGUACAGUUGUUUAACGGGGAAUAUUCGUGUGCACGUUAAUCGUGAAAGUUAACAAUGGUCAACAAAGCUGAAAAUGUGGGCAUACUUGCUAUGGAAUUGUAUUUCCCGUCGCAGUAUGUGGAUCAAACGGAACUGGAAAAAUUCGAUGAAGUCGGCGCCGGUAAAUAUACGAUCGGCCUGGGUCAGACGAAAAUGGGCUUCUGCUCCGAUCGGGAAGACAUAAACUCUCUCUGCCUCACUGUCGUCCACAGGCUCCUGGAGAAGAAUAACAUAAACCCCCAUGACAUUGGCCGGCUCGAAGUUGGGACAGAAACAAUCAUAGACAAGAGUAAAAGUGUUAAGACUUUUCUUAUGACCCUAUUCGCUAAGGCCGGUGCCACAGACAUAGAAGGUAUUGACACAACAAAUGCAUGCUACGGAGGUACUGCUGCAUUAUUCAAUGCCAUAAAUUGGUUGGAGUCCUCGUCCUGGGAUGGUAGAAAAGCAAUUGUGGUAGCUGGAGAUAUCGCCGUGUACGGAAAGGGACCAGCUCGACCGACGGGUGGUGCCGGAGCAGUGGCUAUGUUGAUCGGUCCAGAUGCACCACUAGUUUUUGAUUGUGGCGUUAGGGCAUCAUAUAUGACCCACGCAUAUGAUUUCUACAAGCCAGAUUUGUCCUCUGAAUUUCCAUUCGUGGAUGGGAAGCUCUCUAUUCAGUGCUACCUCAGUGCAUUAGAUAAUUGCUACAAUUUAUUCUGUAAGAAAAUGAGAAAAAUCAAUCCCAACUUUAAGGGUCUGCUGAGCUUAGAUGGAAUGUUGUUCCACUCGCCCUACUGUAAGCUGGUGCAGAAAUCUUUAGCUAGAGUUACAUUUAAUGACUUUUUAAAUUCCUCCUCCGAUGAGAAAAAGAAGAAGUUCCCAGGGCUAUCGCAAUUCGACAAGCACAAGAGAGAGGACACAUACUUUGAUAGAGAUGUGGAAAAAGCAUUCAUGACCUACAGUAAAGAUUUGUUCGAAGAAAAAACAAAGCCAUCACUAUUCAUAGCCACAAAUGUUGGAAACAUGUACACUCCUUCACUGUAUGGGGGUCUUGUUUCAUAUCUAGUGAGCAAAUCAGCAGACCAACUGGCUGGAAAGAAGUUUGGCCUAUUUUCUUAUGGAUCUGGCCUAGCUUCAACCAUGUACUCCAUAAACAUUUCCAAAGAUGCGAGUGCAGGUUCAAAAUUGGCAAAACUCAUCAACUCAUUGAAAGAUUGUGUUGCCAUGCUGGACAAGAGGAAAUGCGCUAGGCCUGAAGAUUUUUCAAAACAAAUGCAAGUGAGGACGGAGAAUUAUCACACGGCACCCUACUCCCCCAGUGGCUCAAUAGAUGUGUUGUUCCCAGGAACAUACUACCUUACCAAAAUUGAUGAACAAAGAAGACGCUUCUAUGAAAGAAGAAUGUGAGGCUAUAGUUUUCCGUCCUUAUUGUUAGUGUACAUGGGGCACGAGGCACGGACAUUAUAGAGGCCCUGAAGUGGCAACAUAAUUAUUUAUGCUAGAAGUGACAAUUUUAUUGUUUUGUGUAUUAAUUUCAUGUUCAUAUUGUUAAACAUACAUAAAAGAGCUUUUAAUUAUCUUGCCCACGGGCCUUUUAUAGUAAAAAUGCCCCUGGCUUAUUUUUUAAUUAGUCAAUGAUGGUGUAGGAGGUUGCAUGUAUAUUGUAUGCUCUUAAAACGGGUUUUGUGUUGUCUUGUAGCUUAGGUAUGGUUUAUUAGCAUUUAUUUCUUAUGGUGUUUAAUUUAUUAAAAAGUGACUAUCUGAUGGUA
This is a messenger RNA of Aricia agestis (brown argus), 2116 nucleotides long. It is a transcript of the gene Hmg-s, whose product is annotated as hydroxymethylglutaryl-CoA synthase 1. Gene Ontology annotation, biological process: acetyl-CoA metabolic process. The transcript has a single exon. Bases 384 to 1754 code for a protein of 456 amino acids. NCBI's taxonomy places the organism in Eukaryota, Metazoa, Arthropoda, Insecta, Lepidoptera, Lycaenidae. Gene Ontology annotation, molecular function: hydroxymethylglutaryl-CoA synthase activity. The record is from RefSeq and is a predicted model, not a curated record.